Molecule: messenger RNA, 1869 nt
Organism: Symbiodinium pilosum
Lineage: Eukaryota; Dinophyceae; Suessiales; Symbiodiniaceae
Source: the annotation of a GenBank genome assembly
AUGUCAGCAGCAUUCACCCGAUUGGCUAAGUUCAACAGAAGGCGUCAGCUGGGGCGGACAGAUGUUCAGAGCCCGAUUUGGCUGAGUCUGGCAGCACGGCUGCGUGACAUGCUUGGGGAGAACAAGCUAAGUGCUCGUUCUGCUGCAAAUGUGUUUUGGGCACAUGGCGAGCUGCAUGGGAAAGUGGAUGCGUGCAGUAAAGGGCUGGUCGCUGAGCUGGGCACAUAUGUGCAAAGGAAGGCUUCUGACAUGAAGGCGCAGGAACUCUCAAACUGCCUUUUGAUUACUGCCAAGCUGGGAGACUCUGUACCCAAAGUCCUGACUGCUGUGCCUGACAUCGCAAGGUGUAUGCCGGACAAGGCUCAAGACAUGGUUCCCCAAGCCCUGGCCAACAGCCUCUGGGCAACUGCGAAAUUGCAAGAUGCGGUGCCAGAGGUCUUGAUUGCCGUGCCUGCCCUUGCAGCAAGAAUCCCUUUCAAGGUCAAAGAAAUGGUUCCGGAAGACUUGUCAAACAACUUGUGGGCAGCUGCAAAGCUACAAGAUGCAGUGCCAGAGCUGCUGACCUCAGUAGCUCCUCUUGCAGCACAAAUCCCUCUCAAAGCCAUAGACAUGGUUCCUCAAGACUUGUCGAAUAGCCUUUGGGCAGCGGCAAAGUUGCAAGAUGCAGCGCCAGAAGUGCUGACUGCGGUGCCUGCUGUUGCAGCAUGCAUACCUGACAAGGUCAAACGCAUGGUUCCUCAAGGUCUGUCGAACAGUCUCUGGGCAAUUGCAAAUUUGCAAGAUGCGGUGCCAGAGGUGCUGUCGGCUGUGCCCGCGAUCGCCGAGCAAAUCUCGUACAAGGUUACGGACAUGAUUCCUCAAGAUCUUUCCAACAGCCUGUGGGCAGCUGCGAGAUUGCAGGACACAGCGCCGGAGGUGCUGACGGCAGUGCCUGUGAUCGCAGCGCGUAUCCCUUACGAGGUGAAAGGUAUGGUUGCUCAAGGUCUGUCGAACAGUCUCUGGGCAACGGCCACUUUACAAGAUACGGUGCCAGAGGUGCUGACAGCUGUGCCUGCCAUUGCAUCGCAUCUCCCGCGCAAGGCUCAAGACAUGAUUCCGCAACACUUGUCGAACAGCCUGUGGGCAGCUGCAAAGUUGCAGCAUGUGGCGCCAGUGGUUCUGACUGCCGUACCUGCUAUUGCAGCGUGCAUUCCUGGUAAGGUUGCAGACAUGAUCCCUCAGCACUUGUCAAUCAGUCUGUGGGCAGCGGGUAAUCUGCAAGACGCGGUGCCAGAGGUGCAGACGGCUGUGCCCGCUUUGGCAGACGCUGAGCUCAGCGGUAGCCAGCGCAAGCUCAGAUUUGCCCACGCGCUGGAGUUCCUGGAGCUUUGGUUCAUGCCUUUCAUUGCAAAGGUUGGGUUUUUCCUUCUGGCCGAGCAUCACGAAGUGUAUCUGUUUCGGCUGGCCAACAUUGAGCAUUCGCGGGAGCUGAUGAGCUCCGCAAAGCAUGAGGAGCUGACCUCCACGCAAGAGAAAGCUGCAAAAAGCGGUGAUAGAGUCUUGGUGAUUACUUUGACCUACAUGCGCAAGAAAACCUUUCGCAAGCGUCUCCUGCCAUACAUGUAUUUCUUAGCCAAUAACUUCUGCCAGCUGAUCUGCAUCAAAGGGGUUUUCCGCCUCUCAGCUCACUUCACCCCGCUGACGGUGAACAUCACUUUGUCAGUGAGGAAGUUUCUCUCGGUGAUCGUUUCGAUCCUCUGGUUCGGGAAUCCAUGGACAGUGCUCCACAGCAUUGCCACUGUUGCCAUCUUUGGCGGCGUUUUCGCUUACUCGCAGUGCCCAGCACCUGAAGCCGCGAAACCCUCACAGGAUGACAAGAAGAAGCAGUGA